AUGGCCCGGUUUGUCGAUUUGGACGAGGAGGGCGACGAUGCUGGGCGUGCGAUACAAGAUGCUAUACAGCGGAAACUCGAGCAACUUGUCAAUGGCACCGCCCGGCUCUGCGUCGAGCCACCCGUCGUCGAACCGCCGCCGCCCGUCUCGGAUGCCAUCACCGACGCAUUCAGCUGUUAUCCUAUCGUUGUCGCCAUCGUUUCUUCGAUUGACCUCAAUACCCUCGACGCCCUCUCCCGCACCAGCCGCGGAAUCCACCAGGGUCUGAUCCAGUAUCGAACCAUUCUCCUGGCCUCGACCCUCCGCUGCUCCAACGAGAAACUCCCCGUCAACCGCGACGAGCUGCUCCGAUACCGGGCUCGCGCCAGCAACUGGCACUAUAUGGAAGAUGGCAGGAAUUACAGCGGCAAGGCCGGCAACUGCGCGCGCGACAUGGUUGACGAGUGCAGGCGAUGCGGCGAGGUGAUUUGCAGGAACUGCGCCAUCAAGCCGCCCGCGCCCGUCGCGCUCCGGGAAAGGCACCGAAGGCUCUGUGUCACCUGUGUGCGAGCUCCCAUCGGGACUCUUGUCCAUCCGCCCCUAGAUCCAGACACUCCUUUCUACUCAGAGCCCGUGCAGCGGGCCGUCUGCAAAUGCGACACCAAGGGAGUCUGGCUUUGUCAACCCUGCGGACGCAGCAUCCGGGGGGCAGACCAUGAGUACCAGCGCAUCUGGAAGUGGCGAAACCAGUAUGGCGAGGUGCUUGGUGGCCUUGGCACCGGCAUCGGUGACGGUGACCGGGGUGUCAUCUGCGGCCGUGAGGAGGAGUGUCUCGCCGCGCGUGACCGUGAGCAAGAGGUCGACUGCGACGCGGAGGACGUGCGCGACACGGGCCACGCGCCUUGGGUCGCCGAGCUUCCCUCGCCGGCUUCGGCGGCUACGACACCGGGGCACAGCGGAUCCCCGUUCGGUGGCACCGGCACUCCGCUCACGACCUUGAUCGAAGAGUUCCGUCAUGAAAACGAGCGGACACCAUCUCCCCAGCUCGGGCCAGGCUAUGCCCGCCACGAGAUUGAGGGCAUCGGCGGCCGGGUGAAGCGCAAGCUGGUCCGUAUGGUGCGCGUCGGGGCCUGCGUGCCUGAAUGGGACGACGAAAAGGGGAGCGGGAGCCGCGUCCUCGCGCCAGAGGUCAACGGCUCUUGCCGAAGCUGGUGCGGCUGGUGCUGGAGGGUCAUUCCCGGGAGGAAGGACAUCAACGAGGAGACGUCAUCCGUAGGCAGCGCCCGCCGGCCGUCAUCUGUGAGUAGUGCUGGUCGUCGGCCGUCGUCGUGA
Messenger RNA from Purpureocillium lilacinum, 1311 nucleotides. RefSeq lists its product as uncharacterized. NCBI's taxonomy places the organism in Eukaryota, Fungi, Ascomycota, Sordariomycetes, Hypocreales, Ophiocordycipitaceae. The record is from RefSeq and is a predicted model, not a curated record.